Messenger RNA from Jaminaea rosea, 681 nucleotides. RefSeq lists its product as hypothetical. Bases 15 to 320 code for a protein of 101 amino acids. The record is from RefSeq and is a predicted model, not a curated record. Gene Ontology annotation, cellular component: mitotic spindle; DASH complex. The transcript is spliced from 2 exons. Gene Ontology annotation, biological process: mitotic cell cycle. Lineage: Eukaryota; Fungi; Basidiomycota; Exobasidiomycetes; Microstromatales.
AGUAUGACUGCGCAAUGGACGCAUUGGGUGAUGCUGCGAGAAAGGAUCGGCUGAUCAGUGCCCCUUUGUACAUCGUUCCCGCCGCGACAGGCGCCGCGCAAGUGAUGGCUUCAUGGCAAACGGUCUUUCGUGGUAUUCAGGUAGCACAGGCAUCCGUCGCUGACCGCACAAGACCAACAGAAGGCGCCGACCCAGACGAGGAGGAAGAGAGGCUUGCGACACUGGUACCUGACACGCUCGUCCGCAUCCCCGUCGAUCAGAGCUAUGCGAGUGGGCAACAGGCAGGGCAGCAGCAGCAGGAAAGUGGAGAGGAGGCGUAAAGGGCGAUGCUCUCUGAAGUAGCCAGGGAAGAAGAUCAUCUGCCUCCUCGUGGCAGCGAUGAAGAUGCAGACUCGACCGCUUCACGGAUCUGAGCUGUCACAGAGACGGAUCUUUCCAGGAGCUGUCUCAAUAUGCGGAGGAGAUUGGACGGAGAUGGCUUCUCGUGUUGCUCUACUCGUCCCCGAAUAUACGCGCUCUGCCUCGGGCCAUUUCGUCUACUAUUGUACUAAUACACUCAUCAUCAUCAUUCUCGAGCCUGGAGCGAUGAGCCUCGAGCCAACGCUAUCCUGUCGCCAUUUUGACUCUGGCCGCGAUUUUGACUCUGGCUCGAGCUUCUAAUUCAGACCGAGCCUCACAUUG